AUGGCACCACGCGAGACUACCACCGCAUCUGGAUCCAAUGAAACCCGAGAGGGACCAACCACCAUCUCUGCUCACGACAUGCUUGCUGAGAUCAUACGCCUUCGGGAACGGGUCCAACAGAUGGAAGAAGAACGGCAGGAACAAGCCACGACUGCGGCCACAAUUAAAAAGGACUUGGGAGAAAUCCUUAGACCCAGGGCACCAGGACCGUACGACGGAUCCCCGGGUGCGCUUCAAGGAUUCCUCACUCAACUCAGGGCUUACCACCGACAAUUCCCGACCAAAAUGGAAGAAUCCUCUGCCAAGGUACUGCACGCAGGAGGGUGUAUGACGGGAGUGGCACUCGCAUGGUUUGAACCCAUUAUGAGGGACUACCUUAACAAAGAAAAAGACGACCGCGAAGAAGAAACCAACACCAUUUUCGAAAGUUACGAUGAAUUCGAAAAAGCUAUCAAAAAGGCCUUUGGAACAGUUGACGAAGCUAGGGCUGCUGAGUACUACAUCGACGGGCUCAAGCAGAAGGGAUCGGCAUCCGAUUAUGCCGCUCGCUUCAGACAACUUGCAUCUCAGCUUGACUGGGAGGACGAACCUCUUAUGUCAGCUUUCUAUAAAGGACUUAAGGAAGAAGUCAAAGAUGAACUCUACAGGGAGAACAGACCAGACAACUUAUCGGACUACAUCGCUAUGGCGGUACGAAUCGACGACAGACAGUAUCAGCGACGCAUACAGAAGAAACAGGGUAAAGGAACCUGGAGCCCUGCCAAAGGGAAGAGUUACCAAGCCAAUCAACGCAGAAAGCGUGACGAACCUAUUGCCUAUGGUCACACUCUUAACCCUGGACGAAUGGAGCUUGACGCUACCAAGAAAGACGACAAAAAGGAAAAGAAAUGCUACAACUGCGGAAAACCAGGACAUUUCGCCAAUAAAUGCAAGAAACCCAGGAAAGAAUGGAAGCCAGUACCAGAAGGAGGUAAGAAACAACUCAAUUCUACUAACCAACAGAAAAUCGAAGUUACCGAAUCAGAGGUGGAACAUAAGAACCUCAACUGGACCUUCUGCUAUGACGACAACUGCUACGUUCACAUGAGCAGCAAACAAGAAAGAGGAUGGUUUCCAAAAGAACCAAGAAAACCAAAGAAGAAAAUUAUGAACUUCAUAGGAAACGGACUGCAAGUAGCCAAACAACUGGUACAAGAAGACCUGGACGAACAAUCAAUGGAAAAGAGAACGCUUGCAAUGACGGGACGAAAGGAACUCCAUGAACCAAAAUCGCCAGAAUAUUUGGACGAAGACUCGCACCAAGAAAUUCUCGAUUGGGUGCGACAACAAGCAGAAGCAAGGAAGAAUCGAAGGGAACAACAAUAUAGGGAGGAGCAAGACGCACAAAUCCUCACCACCUUCGACGAACCGGAAGAUAGAAACAAGCUGUACAGCGAUAUUUCCCCGCACCAACAGGAAAACAUUUCGCAAUUCCUAUUCUAG
Molecule: messenger RNA, 1482 nt
Organism: Metarhizium brunneum ARSEF 3297
Lineage: Eukaryota; Fungi; Ascomycota; Sordariomycetes; Hypocreales; Clavicipitaceae
Source: RefSeq, a predicted model, not a curated record